AACGCAGGUUGCCAAGUCAACCAUCAAGUGCUCUUCUGGACGUCCGACCCUCCGUACACACAGUGUAGAUAUAUCUAGGCUAAGGACAUAUGGGUUAACAUGCCGAUCUACUUGUUUAUUUUUAGGCAACAUUCCUCCCGCCCGAGCACGAGAUCGUAACCGUAUAUUGCGAGAACUGACAUCGAUUGCACGUGCGGAUGCAGAACACACCGUCUGGUGCCAGCGUCGGACAGACAUCCACCUGUCUAUUGUUCCUGCAUUACAUCUGGGAUUUGAUUAACACCGCGCGGCGACAAAGGCAGGCAGACCUACAGCUGCUCCAAACUGUUAGGAGGACCGACGUUGUUUACUUCACGGCUGCCUGAACACUUACCCGUUUUGCUUCAACUAACAACCUUAUGCACAAAAGGAGAAUCAUUCGAGCAGCAAGGUUUCUGUACAUGUGAUUUUUUUCUAUGAUGUAAGAAUUCGGCAUCAUUUUAAGGUUUGUGACACUGGAGAGAGGACUCGGUUACAGGUUCACAGUGAAGACAAAGGUUUUACUACCAGACAUUAGCUGAGGUACAACAGGUACAACGUACCCGGCGAGUGACACUCCAACGAAGACGACGGUGACAUCGUUCUGUCAACAGUAUGGAGAGUCAGAUUCCUCAGCUAGCCACCAUGACUUGGCCUGAGUUUAUCAAGCACAUGCUGGCAACGACCCACAAGAUACAGAAAGCAGCAGUGUUGGCCGAGGACGGUCAACCGCUAGCCGUGACGGAGGACCUUCAGGUAUCCGUGGAGGAAGGACAGGCUCUGGUUAGGAGCAUCUUGGACCCAGCAAAGUCCGUCACAAGGAUACACAUGGACAAUAACUUCUAUACUUGCUUUCAGGGCAACUCCAAGACGCUGGUUGGGACCUCUCCUAGUAGAGACAGAAUAUUCGUUGCCCAUAGAAGUAAAGAUUGUGUUGUCGUUGUAUUUGGUGGUACGAAGGGCCAUGGGUCGUAUCUGUUUGAGUUGAAGAAGAAUCUUUCGGCUAGGGAACAUCGUGAAGAGCAUAUGGAACAUUUACAUAAUCAAGAGCAGAUUACGAAUAUACCCAGUCAAGAGCAGAUCACGAAUAUACCCAGCCAAGGUCAGAUUCAGCAAAUCUUGAAUGCAGCUGAGGAUGAAAGAUUAGCUUCCCAAGAAGCAGACGACAUGGAACAACUUUCCGAGCUGGGCCAGGAAUCGAUGGAGAUUGAUGACUUUCCACAUGGACAGGACACAUUAGGGGGAGGAUAUAUUUGAGACCCGUGAGGAAUAUACCUCGGCCUCUGCCCCAAUGUCACACACUCCAGGAGCCUUGCCUUUAAACCGUGGGCCUAGCAGGAAUGUGGCAACACCCUAGUGGGAACAGACUUACUGGUACAUCCAUAGGAUGCUCGCCUAUUGACAGUGUUUGCUGCUAUAACAUCUAUAGUCUAUACAAAUAUUAUACUUUUUUCUCUCUGAUCUUGUGCGGGACUGGCAGAUUGAUAUUGUGUGGCGAACCCUCUGUUAAUUAGUUUCCAAGUUCACUGGCCAGGAGGGCUUGUUGCAAAAAUGUUGCAAGCCCUCAUCAUAUUUUAUUAGCCCAAAACAAUAAACUACAAAAUGAAAACUUGAUGAUUCGUAUAAAUAUGGGUAUGUAUUGAAUUUUCAAGUGGACAGUCGGACCAGCUUUACUAACUGUUACUAGCCCAAUAUAAAGGUUACUUUCAUUUGGCUAACCGACAGGCAGCUAUUUCGAACACUGGGCGUACCAUGUGGUCUUAACAAUGCAUGUAUGUAUAAAUAUAUGUACUGCUGACUCAUUUCAAAUCAGUAUACUCGCUAUCGUAUUGCAGGAGUAACUAAAGAUUUUCAGUGAUCCAUUCUUAUAAUUUUCACAACUAUUUUGAAUUCUACGCCCAAUGAAAUAUCGGCAGAUAAUCGAGACUGUUUAUUCUCUGGCGUUAGCGAUUUUUUUUUUAUAUUAUGUAACAAUUCGAAUUAUGACAACAACAAUAUUGUUAGUUAUGUUUCAAGAACACCUCUUUACGCCACCAUUAAUUAUAUAUUUUCAGUCCAAGCAUAUAUUUCUCUGAUGAAAACUGGAUAUAAAGUAUAUUUCGUACAAUGCAAAUAUAAAGAUACAUUUAUGUAUGCCUAUUUAUACUACUAAAUGUAUAACGUAUAUAUCUUUUAAAUGAAGAAUCGGAUUAUAAUACUAGUAUCCCCCAAUCACGUUUAUUUAUUACCCUGUCCUUGUUUAUCGUUUCAGUUGUAUUUUUAGUCAAAGCGUAUAUUUUGGUAAAAUAUUUAAAUAUUGUGCAAUUGUAGAAACACUGUGUCUAUUUUAAUAUCUGUAUACAGACCUUAUCAUUUUCGGGUUUUCUUAUUGUGCCGUCUUGUAUGACUUCCAUGGUGGCCUAUUUCCAGGAGAGAAGAUCAUGACAUUAUCUGCUUUUGGCAUAUAUUUCUUAUGAUUAUGGAAAUGGUUUGUCGCUUCUAUUGGCAUGAUUUGACCAUUGUUAUUAAAGUUAUUUCAAAGUGGCAGUUAGAAGAUUUAGUAUUAACGAAGAGUUGUACGGAAACGUCGCAUAUUUAAAGGAUUUGAAAUCCGUUAGUCAAUCCUGCCUUUGUUACUGUAGUAAGCUUACAGAUGUAAUCAAAGAUGGACGUUCAAUGAUAAAGGAAAUAAGGUCACGUGAUGUUUAAGCAAUAAAAUUGCUUUCAUCUGGACAUAACCCUUACUUCAAAAUGUAUUAUUAUAUUUGAUAUAUGUAACAUGCAUUCUCUUAUAUAUAUUUGCCAUAUGAUUAUUGUAACACAAUAUACAAUACAAUGCAAUAUGAAUUGCACCACUUUAUUCGGCGUAUUAAUGAGAUGAUGAUGUUGGAGAGUUUACGAGCGCUUCCCAAAUGAUCCGAUUUCGCACGUUAUUAGAUCAAGUGAUUUUACACAAUUCUGGAUCAAGCCCCAAGGACCAACACCCUUAUUUAUCGGUCCUGUUUGACAUGUGUCAAUCCAGUAUUUUCUAUACAGUGACUUUUCCUUGUAAUGAUGUAUAAGACCAAGGACGUCAGAACCUAGAGACGGAGGACCUUCAGUUGUCUGUGGAGGUGGGUCAGCCCUAGCCGUGACGGAGGACCUUCAGUUAUAUGUGAAGGUGGGUCGGACACUAGCCGUGACGGAGGACCUUCAGUUGUCUGUGGAGGUGGGUCAGCCCCAGCCGUGACGGAGGACCUUCACUUGUCGAUGGAGGUGGAUCACACACUAGCCGUGACGGAGGACCUUCAGUUUUCUGUGUAGGUGGGUCAGCCCUGGCCGUAACGGAGGACCUUCAGUUGUCUGUGGAGGUUGGUCAGCCCUGGCCGUAACGGAGGACCUUCAGUUGUCUGUGGAGGUGGGUCAGCCCUAGCCGUGACGGAGGACCUUCAGUUGUCCAUGGAGGUGGGUCACACACUAGCCGUAACGGAGGACCUUCAGUUGUCUGUGGAGGUGGGUCACACACUAGCCGUGACGGAGGACCUUCAGUUGUCCAUGGAGGUGGGUCACACACUAGCCGUGACGGAGGACCUUCAGUUGUCUGUGGAGGUGGGUCAGCCCUAGCCGUGACGGAGGACCUUCAGUUGUCCAUGGAGGUGGGUCAGCCCUUUGCCGUGACGGAGGGCCUUCAGUUGUCUGUGGAGGUGGGUCAGCCCUAGCCGUGACGGAGGACCUUCAGUUGUCUGUGGAGGUGGGUCAGCCCUAGCCGUGACGGAGGACCUUCAGUUGUCUGUGGAGGUGGGUCAGCCCUUUGCCGUGACGGAGGACCUUCAGUUGUCUGUGGAGGUGGGUCAGCCCUAGCCGUGACGGAGGACCUUCAGUUGUCCAUGGAGGUGGGUCAGCCCUUUGCCGUGACGGAGGGCCUUCAGUUGUCUGUGGAGGUGGGUCAGCCCUUUGCCGUGACGGAGGACCUUCAGUUGUCCAUGGAGGUGGGUCAGCCCCAGCCGUGACGGAGGACCUUCAGUUGUCUGUGUAGGUGGGUCAGCCCUGGCCGUAACGGAGGACCUUCAGUUGUCUGUGGAGGUGGGUCAGCCCUAGCCGUGACGGAGGACCUUCAGUUGUCUGUGGAGGUGGGUCAGCCCUAGCCGUGACGGAGGGCCUUCAGUUGUCUGUGGAGGUGGGUCAGCCCUAGCCGUGACGGAGGACCUUCAGUUGUCUGUGGAGGUGGGUCAGCCCUAGCCGUGACGGAGGACCUUCAUUUGUCUGUAGAGGUGGGUCAGCCCUAGCCGUGGCGGAGGACCUUCAGUUGUCUGUGGAGGUGGGUCAGCCCUGGCCGUGACGGAGGACCUUCAGUUGUCUGUGGAGGUGGGUCAGCCCUAGCCGUGACGGAGGACCAUCAGUUGUCUGUGAAGGUGGGUCACACACUAGCCGUUACGGAGGACCUUCAGUUGUCUGUGAAGAGGGUCGGACACUAGCCGUGACGGAGGACCUUCAGUUGUCCAUGGAGGUGGGUCACACGCUAGCCGUGACGGAGGGCCUUCAGUUGUCUGGAGGUGGGUCAGCCCUUUGCCGUGACGAAGGGCCUUCAGUUGCAUGUGGAGGUGGGUCACACACUAGCCGUUACGGAGGGCCUUCAGUUGUCUGUGAAGAGGGUCGGACACUAGCCGUGACGGAGGACCUUCAGUUGUCCAUGGAGGUGGGUCACACACUAGCCGUGACGGAGGGCCUUCAGUUGUCUGUGGAUGUGGGUCAGCCCUAGCCGUGACGGAGGGCCUUCAGUUGCCUGUGGAGGUGGGUCAGCCCUAGCCGUGACGGAGGACCUUCAGUUGUCCAUGGAGGUGGGUCACACACUAGCCGUGACGGAGGGCCUUCAGUUGUCUGUGGAGGUGGGUCAGCCCUAGCCGUGACGGAGGGCCUUCAGUUGCCUGUGGAGGUGGGUCACACACUAGCCGUGACGGAGGACCUUCAGUUGUCUGUGGAGGUGGGUCACACACUAGCCGUGACGGAGGGCCUUCAGUUGUCUGUGGAUGUGGGUCAGCUAGUCAGUCUUCAGUGAGUAUGUGAGGACCAUCUCGACCCAGCAUAUAUGGCAUUAUCUGAUGGACAUAAAGACCUUCUGAAAAGAAGCACUACCGACCAUGUUUUCAUUCUGUCGGCGAUGAGAUUAUCCCCGUAUUGUAUAAGACUCUGAUGAUGAAAGAUAUUAUUUGGGUCACAAUACAUAUUUCAUCGUUUUUUCACUUUUUUCGAAAAACAAGGCAGGUUGUUGAUGAAUAAUGUUUUGAAAGCCAUGAUUGAAAUUACAUGUAAUUAUCCACAGAUCUUUUUUCUCGCUCUUUUCCUGAGCCUUGUCAGACCCAUUGGGUUUAUCCAGUGCGCUUUGACAGCUAUGUUGUGUCUUACUCAAGUAACCCCUUGAAUUAAUUUGUUGUGGGUUUUGUUGUUAUAUAUUGUCUUCCUUCAUUUUACAAACUGUUCUUACGUUGUGCUGUUUACUGACAAGGUUGGUGAAUAUAGGGACUCUUUGGUCAGACCUGAUGUGUCUUGAUAUUGUUAUUCCCUAAAUCGACCAUACCAGGUGCUUCAGUACAAAAUAUGAACAAGUCACAUUCCAAUGCUUGUGGGAUCCCUAAAGCGGUAAACGCCCAAGGCAUGCAUCGAUUCACUUCGGGUUUUCCUCGCCACACCAAGCUGACACGCCUUGAAGUAACUGAAAUACUGACACCUAUGAUCUUGAGUUUGAAUACCGGUUCGCCCGAUUAUGUUUCUGAGUUUGUCAGCACCAUACCCGUGCUCGUAGGUUUCACCAAAGAGGUAAAUGUCUGAGACCUACAUUACUUCAGGCUUUCCUCCCACAUCAAGCUGACACGCCGUGAUAUAACUGGAAUACUGUUAAAAACAGUUCACUCUCUUUUACUAUUCAUAGCAGUUUUCAGUUUUCUAAAAUAUUUUGUGCCUGAAAAUACUUGAAUAUUUAUUGUCAGGUCCAACUCACUCACUGCCGUAGUCAUAUAUACAAGUAGGUGGUUCUUAAACAAAUCCCAAGGGUCGUCAAAUGGUGAAAACGUACUUAUAUACCUUCAACGUACUCAUAUACCUUCAACAUGAUCCAUUAUGGUGGCCGAGAGGGGACAUCGCUUUCUCGCCUUCAAUUACGGCCGCGAGGAUGCGAUAAAACGAGACGAGAAAGCGAUAGCAUGAGACGAGAAAGCAACAACGCUUUCUCGUCUCGUGUUAUCGCGUUCUCGCGAGAAAGCGAUGAAUCCUCUCGGCCACCAUAUUUCAUCCAAAAAGGACUAUGUGGUCCACGCAGAGGAAGCAUGUGUAGAGGGCCUCUUGUUUAACAUUUUAGGUACGAGUUCAAUCAAAUCUCAACCUCGAUCAAAACUUACAACUUACUUAGUAGCUUAUUGUUCCUAUAACUAACUGAUAUUUAGUGACUGGUAACUUCGUUUUGCGAUAAUACAACAUGCGUAAGUUAUCCUAUUGUCGGCGAUUUAGACUAAAAUCUAGUCUCUGAAAUGAACAUAUCUUACAUAAAAAAAACAGUUGUUCAGUUAUCUUAAUAAAAAUAUAAUAAAAAGGAGCCCAGUGACUCUUCAUUUUACUGCAGUGAUCUAGACUUGCCAAACAUUAUAGACUUGCAUGGGCUGUAUUUGAUAUAUAUUUGUAUCAGGGUCUGUAAGACAGACUAUUGGCGAUUGUGAUUGGGACAUUUGAUAAGGACAUCUGUAUCGUUCAAUGAUACAUCAAGUUAUUACUUAUAUGAAUAUAACAUCCGGAUUGACAGAUUUCACUAUUGCUAUAAAGGUUGAGCGGUAUAUAACGAAGCAACUCUGUGUACUGAUCUUUUAUACCACAUUAGCAGCAGGGCGUUACGUGUGGGUCUGUUGUAUAGAGCUACAUCACCCUAUACUUACACUUUGAGUCAUGUGUUCAUUCCUUGUAUGUACUGUUAUCAUGGUUAUCUAUGAUGUUGUCGGCAUUAAAUUUUAUCUAUCA
Molecule: messenger RNA, 6978 nt
Organism: Haliotis rufescens (red abalone)
Lineage: Eukaryota; Metazoa; Mollusca; Gastropoda; Lepetellida; Haliotidae
Exons: 5
Coding region: 634-1275 (213 amino acids)
Molecular function (GO): actin binding
Source: RefSeq, a predicted model, not a curated record